GAGGUCUUCCUGAGCCCUCAAUUGUGUGACGAUAGGAGGGGUACUCGAUGGAUUAUGAGAGUGGGGGGAGGUGGGUAUCAAAGAGGUCUAUGAGGAUAAGUUGGACUGCGGGAGCCCGCGGAUCAUUAGUCUUGAGGAACAUCCCUAACCGGUCAAAUCAUUAUGUGGUACAUACUCACAUUCCUCCUAUUUCUAUCAGGACAUACCCUCGGACGACAUCAUCAUCUGGGGGAGAUUCAUGAAAAAACGAGAUUCGAUCGCUCUAUGAGUCGAGAUGAUAAUCUCCUGAAUUUGGGCAUCGAAGCUUUUGUCGAUGAAGAAUCGAAAUAUGAAGCGUUUAAGGCAAGGAAUUCCGAAUCUAAGAUUUGUUUUCUGAGAAAAUCCGAUGGAACCGGAGAAGAAUGGCACUUUGUUACGAAUAACCACGGUAGGAUCAUCUUUCCAUCUGGUGUGGACCUAACAAAAAUCGAAGCCUGGAAAUUGGCCGGGGACAAGAUCGUAGAGUUUUGCGAUGGAAAACUAAUACAAAUACUGGAGGAUGAUCGUCCAGCUCAGAGCAACAUUGAAGAUCCAUUUUUUAACGAAAUUCCUUUCAAUGAGAAUGAUAUAGUCCAAAAACCCAUAGGGGAUAUUGUUUUAGAAACUUCGAAAAAACGUGAAAAACGUGAAGUUACAUUAGAACAUGUCAAAAAACCAAAUGUGGAAUUGGUGAGAAAACGUCGAGAAGGACGCGCAAGAUUCCGUGGUCAAACGCAGUCGCAGUAUUUAAAUAUCGGCGAUGAUGCGGGUAAAGAAGGAAAAGCCGAAGCCGAGGCUACCGAUCAAACUUCACGGGCUGUUGUCACCGGAACCAGUGGAAUGGGUCAAGCACAAAGCAUGUCAUUAGGUGGUUCAUGCGAGGACUGUUCGGUUUACCCCGGCCACACAAGCCUUGUCCCACCAGGACAAUAUGUAAGCCCAGGGCUACCCGGAGUUGUUACCCCAGUUACAACUCCUGGAAUACAACCAGGACAACCUGGGAUAUCAUAUCAGAGAUAUCCUGGUCGGCCAGAUCAACCAGGAGCGCCAUAUCCACCUGGUUAUCCUGUAUUUUCCCAUCCACCAGCCGGGCCUUUUCCUGGUGGGGUUACAAUCCCUGGCAAGCAAACAGGACAACCGGGCGUUUUAUAUCCACCGGGUUAUCCAACAAUCCACCCAGGGCACCCACCAGUAACUUAUCCUGGUUACCCUGGAGCAGUUAUGACGACCACACAAGAGCAACCACUCCAGCCCGGAGUCUCUUAUAGACCUGGAUAUCCUGGAGAUGUCGGGACAAUUCCUGCGCAACCAGGAGUGUCCUAUCCCACCGGUGGUCUAUCAACCAGAGGUCAACCUGGAGGCUCACCUGGAGUAUCCUAUCCACCAUCAGGUCAACCACCAGUGCCUUAUUCACCUGGUUAUACUGCAGGUGUAGUUAUGACGCCCGAUGUACAACAAUAUCCCGGGAUGUCGUUUCCAGGACAGCCAGGAGUCGCCUAUCCAGGAAUUCAACCAGGUCAGCCGGGAAUGUCCUAUCCCAGUGCAGUGACGCCAGGAGUUCAAUCAGGACAGCCAGGAAUAUCCUAUCCCAAUGGAGUAUCACCAGGAAUUCAACCAGGACAGCCAGGAAUAUCCUAUACAGGUGGAGUACCAUCUGGAGUUCAACCAGGACAGCCGGGAAUUCAACCAGGUCAGCUGGGAAUAUCCUAUCCCAGUGCAGUACCGCCAAGAGUUCAACCAGGGCAGCAGGGAAUAUCAUAUCCAGGAAUUCAACCAGGUCAGCCGGGAAUAUCCUAUCCCAGUGCAGUACCACCGGGGGUUCAACCAGGGCAGCCGGGAACAUCAUAUCCAGGAAUUCAACCAGGGCAGCCGGGAACAUCAUAUCCAGGAAUUCAACCAGGUCAGCCGGGAAUAUCCUAUCCCAGUGCAGUACCACCAGGAGUUCAACCAGGGCAGCCGGGAGCAUCAUAUCCAGGAAUUCAACCAGGUCAGCCGGGAAUAUCCUAUCCCAGUGGAAUACCACCAGGAGUUCAGCCAGGACAGCGGGGAAUAUUAUAUCCCAGCGGAGUACCACCACUCACUCAACCAGGACAACCAGGAAUAUCCUAUCCUAGUGCAGUACCACCGGGAAUUCAACCAGGACAGCCAGGAAUAUCCUAUCCCAGUGGAGUACCAUCAGGGAUUCAACCAGGACAGCCGGGAAUAUACUAUCCCAGUGAAAUACCGCCACGAGUUCAACCAGGGCAGCCGGGAAUAUACUAUCCCAGUGGAAUACCACCGGGAGCUCAACCAGACCAGCCGGGACUAUCCUAUCCAGGUGGGGCAAUACCAGGAGUUCAAUUGGGACAGCCAGGGAUAUCCUAUCCUAGUGGAGUACCGCCGGGUGUUCAACCGGGACAAACAGGAAUAGCUUAUCCCCCAGGAUAUGUUGGAGGUAUAAUAACAACACCGAAUCAGCUUGGAACUCCAGGAGCACCACCCUCAAACAUUGCAUAUAUUCCGGGAGCAGCAGGUGCCUCGCCAGCAGGUGCGGGAGAGGAUGAUUCUCACGCCUCAAGUUCAGUAACACAAACCGACAACGGAACAGAGGCGAGUGCUUCUGCAGAUGGUAGACUUGGUGCAGGAGUAGCACAGUCGAAAGUCAGUGGUAUUUACACCGGCGCAGGAUCGUUUUCCGCUCAAGCAGGUACAAGUGACGGGAAAAAAGGUGCCCAAACGCAAGUCUCUGGUGGUAAAGAAGGAGCAAUGAGCAGUGCCCAAGGUACAGGAGGGCUUGGUAAGAGUCAGGCGCAAGUUCAACUCAACUCUGAAACGGGAGCGACAUCAACGGACGCUCAAAGCGCUGGUUGGAAUCACGGAACAAGUUCUCAAGUUCAGGCGAGUGAGAAAGGAGGACUGGCUGAUGCCCAAGCCAAUGGCGAGGGAAGCACUUCCAGUCAGGCGCAAAUUGGCUUCCAGCCAUAUUCAGGCUCACGAGAGCAAGAGGAAACUCCCUCCAAGCCAUUUAGAGGAGGGGGAACAGCCACUGCACAGAGUGGAACUUAUCAAGGGCAAUCCCAAUCACAAAUCCAAGGAUCUUUUCAGUAUGGAAUCACUUACACUGGAGCCGCGCAAGCGGGAUCAGGGUCAGGUGCUGCUACUUCUAGAAAACCCUUCAAUUUCAGUAAUUCGGAUCCGAACCUUUUUAAAAAAAUUGAAAAGCCCGACCCUAUUUCUAUUUCGAAAGACAAUUCACGGGCAUCUACUCUUCCUCCUCCUCACCAAUCUUCUCAAUCUCAACCGGCUGGUUUAGCUGCGCCUUCUUCCGGGGAACAAGCCCUUAGAACAUCCUCCUCAUCUAGAAAAAUAGUAAUUGCAAAAACGAUACCUCAUAUUGAUGGCCCUGGUGAAAAAUCCCGAGAAGAACCAAUUUAUAACCCCGACAAUGAAGAAUACGAUGAGGACGAGUACGACGACGACGAUCUAGAUUAUGAUUCAACCACAACAAGAGUUCGAAGUGGAGGUGAAGGGUACAGACAAACUCAAUUAAUAAAAGUUGCAACCGCCAAAAAAUAUAAUGUAAAUGUGCAUCAAGAAUCUUCGAAAUUACACGAGGGCAAUAUGAUCGAACCUGGUGAAGCUCUUGCAGGGUACACUGUUCCUCCAGGGUUUAGAGCAAAGAUAACAUCAGUGUCAGGUGAAAGAACUCAGGCCCAUAGUGGAAAUUCUCAAGCACAAACUGUUUCCUUGACUCCGACAACACAAUCAUCGAAAAAUAUUGAUUCCAGUUACAAAAAUGGGCAGGACCCUUCAGGAAGCUAUAACCGGACUACGCAUGAGUAUUCAAAACUUUUGAGCACCAGUAAUACUAGGAACAUGAAUCCAGUUCCGGCGAAGCCAAAUUAUGUAACAGUAACUAACAGUGUGGCUGGAAAAAUGGAUGACACACGCAGAAAAUAUGAGCAUCGUUAUUAUACAAAGAGUUCCACCUGUGGUUAUUUUACGUUCUCUUGCAAUAUUGUGCAUGGUUCCAAUGGCAGAACCAAAAUUUGCAAGCCCAAAAUGCCCACAUACUCCGACGGAACACCCAUGAAGUGCUGAUCACAGUAGAUUGAAUAUCACGCCAUUACAAUGGAAUAUUACCAACUCUGAAUCUCAUCCUUUAUUGAUGCACAGUACGCUUCAUUGCA
This is a messenger RNA of Fopius arisanus, 4187 nucleotides long. Its product is annotated as collagen alpha-1(III) chain. Lineage: Eukaryota; Metazoa; Arthropoda; Insecta; Hymenoptera; Braconidae. The record is from RefSeq and is a predicted model, not a curated record. Bases 163 to 4098 code for a protein of 1311 amino acids. The transcript has 7 exons.